Malaya genurostris is the source of this 830-nucleotide messenger RNA. Its product is annotated as CDGSH iron-sulfur domain-containing protein 3, mitochondrial. Gene Ontology annotation, cellular component: intracellular membrane-bounded organelle. The record is from RefSeq and is a predicted model, not a curated record. The transcript is spliced from 4 exons. The coding region runs from base 139 to 543 and encodes 134 amino acids. NCBI's taxonomy places the organism in Eukaryota, Metazoa, Arthropoda, Insecta, Diptera, Culicidae. Gene Ontology annotation, molecular function: 2 iron, 2 sulfur cluster binding.
AUAGCAAUAAAAAAUACCGCAUUGUGAUUGUCAAAAUCAUCUGUUUUUUUCUCGGGUGCUAUCGAGUAUCGACCCGUAUAUUCGAAUCUACUUAUAAUCCUGCAUUUUUAUUAUAUUCUAUUAUUACAAACAAUACGAAUGGCAGUGUUUACGAGUAAAGUAGCUUUUCAACGCAAUAUUGUGCGAUAUAUUUCCACUUUCUUACGACUGAACAGCGAUAAAAUUCCAAAAAAUGUGAUAGCGGAUCUCUCUACAUCUCAAUAUCAACAACCAAAUGGUGUGAUUUACGAUAAAAAACCUUUUAAAAUGGAUCUUAAAGAAGGUAAACGUUAUUCUUGGUGCUUGUGUGGUAGGUCAAAAUCACAGCCACUAUGUGAUGGUACUCAUAAACUCGAGCAGUAUAAAAUCACUUUGAGACCAGUGCGGUUCCAAGUAGAGAAAACGGGCACCUAUUGGUUAUGCAACUGCAAGCAUACAAAAAAUCGCCCUUUCUGCGAUGGAACACAUAAAAAUGAAGAGAUCCAAAAAAUUUCAGGGAAGUGAAAUCACUUUUUGCUAGUAGUGAUGUUAGUUAUUGGAGUUUACACGGCAGUAAAUUCAGGCAAUAGCAAAAGUGCCUCUUUUCGUUUGAAUUGUCGCAAGAUGUGCUUCACUAGCAUAUUAUGAAAUGAGAUAAGGAGCCAAGCAUAAUAAUAACCAAGUUAUUAAGUGAAGUGGUAAUGACCGAAGAAAGUCUUUAAUUUGCAGUUAUCCGGCUUUCAAGGUCCAUUGUAAUCGUAGUCACACAAAUUGUUAGCUAUUAUUUGAAUAUAGUACUCGUGUUUCUAAAA